Molecule: messenger RNA, 1288 nt
Organism: Linum tenue
Lineage: Eukaryota; Viridiplantae; Streptophyta; Magnoliopsida; Malpighiales; Linaceae
Source: the annotation of a GenBank genome assembly
CGCCAGCACGUAAAUUUAUUUUUCCCCUCAAUCCCAGUUUAGGUUUCCGAGUUCGUGCGAUUAUCUCAGCUCGCAAUCAUGGCUAUGCAAGCUGCUCUGGGUUCUCGGGUCCUGCUAAUCGCCGGAGCAGGUUAUUUAGGUACUGUGUUGAUUCAGAAAGGCAAAUUGUCUGAGUUGAUCGGUGAAAUUCAGGCUUUAGUGAAGGGAAUUGAGAAAGGUGAUUCGGAUGGCGAGACGGAUGUGCUCACGCAUCAGGUGGGUCUACUGGCCCAACAAGUUCGACAACUCGGUUCCUUCCGGCACAUUACGGUUCUGAAUAAUGGUCAAUCAGGUAAUUAUACUGGUCUUAUAAUUCCAGCAGCUACAGUUGGAGCUGUGGGUUAUGGUUAUAUAUGGUGGAAGGGUUGGAAAAUUUCUGAUCUUAUGUACGUGACAAAGCAGAGUAUGACAGCUGCUGUUUCGAAUUUGACAAAGCAUCUGGAGGGCGUGACUGAUGCUCUGGCUAAAGCAAAGGAACACUUAACACAGCGCAUUCAGGGUUUGGAUGAUAAGAUGGAUGUGCAGAACGAGAUCUCUCGGAAAAUUGAAAGUGACGUUAAUACUAUCCAUGAUAAUAUUCAGAUGCUUGAUUCUGAAGUGGGGCAGUUGAUAAGUUUUGUCAGUGGGUUGAGUCUAGCUAAUUAUGGCAUUGACUGCCUGUGCAACUUGGUCAAGGGAAAGGAAGUGAUAAUGCCCAAAGAAAUGGAGGUAAAGUUUGUUUCGGGGAGCAGUCGUGCAAUUACAUUCCCUGGUGAUUCAGGUUCCAUGGUAAUGAUAUAUUAUAUUACCGUGAGUCCUAAAGCAGCUGGGAUCUACUUCGAUACUUUUCAUGAGGGUCUUAAGGCGCUGGACUAUUUGUCUAUACUUUCUGAUGACAUCCAAGUGAAUGGAGAAGAGCCACAGUCCCCGCCACGUCGUCUUGUUCUACCGAGGGCUAAUUCUGUCAAGGCUUGAUUGACUAGAGGUUGCACAACUGGCUGGUUCUGACAGCAGAGUAGGGUUAUAAUUUUCGGAUUGCAUGCAUGUUGUUUGAGUACGGGUUUAGACAUGGUUGGGUUGUGAUGAACCAUCUAGUAUAUAUAAUACUGCAGGCCGGGUGAGGUUUGUUUUAUUAAGAUUUGUUUAAUUAUCUAUAGUAUUAGGAUUGGCUAUUAAAUAUUUAAAUUAUUUUAGACGAUUACAAUCGUGUAGUCUUAAACACAUUCUUCAAAAAUUUGUCGGUCAUUCACUUGUGGCUUUAUUUUUGGUU